This is a messenger RNA of Alternaria ethzedia, 885 nucleotides long. RefSeq lists its product as uncharacterized. Gene Ontology annotation, molecular function: monooxygenase activity; oxidoreductase activity, acting on paired donors, with incorporation or reduction of molecular oxygen; heme binding. The record is from RefSeq and is a predicted model, not a curated record. Bases 1 to 885 code for a protein of 294 amino acids. NCBI's taxonomy places the organism in Eukaryota, Fungi, Ascomycota, Dothideomycetes, Pleosporales, Pleosporaceae. The transcript has 3 exons.
AUGGCCUGUACCGGCUUCAAGCGUACAGCUCGGCAGAUGGCAAAAACCUUGAUACGAACGGCCGAAGAGCCCUACGCUUUCGUUAAGUCGCAGAUGCAGGAUAAGAAAGCGAAGACAUCCUUCCUCUCUCAAGCCAUGGAAUCUCUCGGCUCAGACGCAUCUAUGGAGUACAUCAACAAAUGGUCCGCUGCGUCCAUGUACCUGGGUGGCGCAGACACCACCGUCUCGUCGCUGAUGACGUUCUUCCUGGCCAUGGCCGUCUUUCCGGAAGUCCAGAAGAAAGCUCAAGACGAGCUGGACCGUGUGAUUGGCGGAGAGCGACUUCCAAUCACCAGCGACAAAUCAAGCUUGCCGUAUAUUGAGGCCGUAGUGAAGGAGACGCAUCGAUGGCAUCCUGUGGGACCCAUGUCAAUACCCCAUUCCUGCACGCAGGAGGAUAGUAUCAAUGGGUAUAGGAUACCGAAGGGAGCGAUGAUCUUGCCUAACAACUGGUGGUUCACACACGACCCAGCCGUCUACCCCGAUCCUAUGACCUUCCGUCCCGAACGCUAUAUCACGACACCAAACCAUACCGCGGAGUCCGAUCCACGUACAUGGACAUUUGGCUACGGGCGUCGAGUCUGCCCUGGACGCUAUGUCGCCGAUAACGCUCUUUUCGCGACAAUCGCGCAGUCGCUGGCUGUCUUCAAUAUCGAGAAGCCUAUCGAGAACGGAAAGCUAGUAGAGCCCAAGGUUGAGUUUGAGCCUGGCGUGAUAAGCCACCCAAAGCCGUACCGUGUGAACAUCGUACCGAGGAGUGAGAAGUGCAGAGAGUUGGUCAAGCAAGCGGAGGAGGUGUACCCAUGGGGCGAAAGUGAUGCUGAGACUUUGAAGAAUCUGAGCUAG